AUGCCUCGUCCCAACUCCUUACUUUUCCUUUCGAACCAUCCUCGAUGGAAGUUGCCAAUAUCUGCAGUCUUGUUUUUCUUCAUAGUGAUUCUAUUACCAAGCGCUAUCCGGACAACCACCUUUCGAAUUGGCUUAGUAGGGCCCUGGACAUGUGACCCACUAAUAGCCAAAGCACUGCCCAAUGUGGCAGCCCGGCUAGCCAUCUCUGACCUAAACUCUGAUCACACCCUUGCCUCUGGAAUCUGGUUUGAGCAUGUGUUGUUGCCUGAAGGAUGUUCGGCACCGCGUGCAUUUGCGUCCUUUGCGCUCAUGGAGCAUUCAGUGGCUGCUUUUGUUGGACCUGCCAACCCUUCUUAUUGUUCUGCUGCAAAUCUUCUUACAAAAGGAUGGAAUAAGCCAAUGGUUUCUUGGUCCUGUAUUGGAGUUCUCAGCCCGCUUCCACAUCCAGCCCACAUUCUCUAUUCUGUACUAAGGUUUUUCCAAUGGGCCGGAGUGGCUAUAGUAAUGGGCCCACAGGAAUAUUGGGUUGGAACUGGCAGGGAUCUAGCCGACGCUCUCCGUAAUUGGGGCCUGCCUGUGGGACCAGUAGUUACCAUGGAGGAGGGUGAAAAAGGGGCAAGAGAUGCCCUCAAGAGAGUCAAAAGAAGACGAAGAGUGAGAGUGGUGGUGAUGUGCAUGCACUCUGUGUUGCUUGGUGGUGAGGACCAACGUCAGCUUCUAGAGACAGCCCAUGAACUUCGCAUGACAGAUGGUUCUGUGGUAUUCAUUCCUUAUGAUACCUUGCAGUUCAGUCUUCCUUAUGACCGCCCCUUUCCCAUCUUUACAAACAAGACCAGGCUUCGUCGGGCCUAUGAUGCUGUGCUCACCAUCACUGUCACCUCUCAGCAUGGAAACUUCUAUCAAACAUUCCAGGAUGCAAAAUCCAAUAAAGAGAUACCACGAGAUCUUGACCCAAUGGAGGUGUCUCCACUCUUUGCAACCAUUUACAACUCCAUCUACCUCAUGGCCAGAGUUAUCGAGAAGGCCUACGGAUCAGGACAGAAAGUCACCACCAGCUCUACAGAACGACUUUCUCGGAACCUACAGCUGGAGGGCUUUGGGUACCCAAUCACCUUGGAUGACGAUGGAGACUCGGAUACACCCUAUGUAAUUCUGGAUACAGAUGGAGAAAGCAGGAUACUGACACCUGUGUACACUAUUAAUUCAGCCACGAGAGACCUUCACUACCUGAGGAAAAUCCACUACCCUUUCAACUACCACCCGGGCACUGAUUCUGACUGUUGGUUUGACCGAAGCUCAAUCUGCAUCGGAGGUGUGGAUCCAGCCUUUGUGUUCCUCCUCUUUAUCCUCAUUGCGAGCUUCCUUUUCUCUGGAGGAUCACUUGCGUUCUACAUAAGGAGAAGACUUCAGCAAGCAAAACUUAUGAGAGGUCCCAAUAAAAUUAUUCUAAACAUGGGGGACUUGGUAUUUAUCUACACACAGAGCAAAAAGAAAAUAACCGAAGGCAGCAGAUCAAGCUUGUUAGGAAAAAGCGUAUGUGACAUGAGAACUCCCCGACACUCAAUUUCCGGGAAAAGCAUGGCAGCAGCUACACCCUACACUACAAGUGUGGCCAUAUAUGAGGGGGACUGGAUAUGGCUUAAAAGGUUUGCUGGUGAGAAGCACAGUGAUAUUCGGCCAACCACAAAGAAUGUGUUCUGUACGCUCCGUGAACUCCGCCACGAGAAUGUAAACCUGUACUUGGGUUUGUACCAUGACAUGGGUGUCCUUGGAGUGGUGUCAGAACAUUGCUCUCGUGGAAGUCUUGAAGAUCUCGUUCAGAAUGAAGACAUGAAGCUAGACUGGAUGUUUAAAUCCUCCCUUCUUCUCGAUCUCAUCAAGGGCUUGAAGUUCCUCCAUCACCGUGAAAUUGUACAUGGACAUCUGAAGUCUAGGAACUGUGUUGUAGAUGGAAGAUUUGUGUUGAAAUUAACAGACUAUGGAAUUAAUGAUUUGUAUGAAGCUCAAAGAAUUACGGCACCGGAUCCUCAACCUGAAGACAUGUUCUGGACAGCUCCUGAACUCCUACAUGAGUCACUGGUACAUCAUAAAGGAACCUACAGAGGGGAUAUCUACGGUUUAGCCAUUAUAAUGCAAGAGGUCAUUGUAAGAGGAGGUCCUUACUGCAUGCUGGAGCUUUCUGCAGAAGAAAUAAUCAAAAAGGUUCGCCGCCCUCCCCCACUUUGCCGCCCCUCCGUCUCCUUGGACCAGGCUCCGCCAGAGUGUAUCCAUUUAAUGAAGCAGUGUUGGAGUGAACAUCCGGACAGAAGACCCAACAUUGACCAGAUCUUUGACCAGUUUAAGACUAUAAACCGUGGACGCAAAACAAACAUCAUCGAUUCCAUGCUUCGAAUGCUAGAACAGUACUCUAGUAACUUGGAGGAUCUGAUCCGAGAGAGAACUGAAGAGUUGGAAGUGGAGAAGCAGAAGACAGACAAACUCUUGACUCAGAUGCUUCCACCGUCUGUAGCUGAAGCUCUGAAAACAGGUACUCCUGUGGAGCCAGAAUAUUUUGACCAAGUCACUAUUUACUUUAGUGACAUUGUGGGUUUCACAACCAUUUCCUCCCUCAGCGAACCUAUUGAAGUUGUAGAUCUUCUCAAUGAUCUCUACACACUUUUUGAUGCUAUUAUUGGAUCUCAUGAUGUCUAUAAGGUGGAAACCAUUGGUGAUGCCUACAUGGUCGCUUCUGGGCUGCCGAAAAAAAAUGGCACUCGUCAUGCAGCUGAAAUUGCCAACAUGUCCCUGGAUAUCCUUAGCUCCGUGGGAUCAUUUAAAAUGAGGCACAUGCCUGAUGUCCAAGUCCGAAUACGCAUCGGGCUCCACUCUGGUCCAUGUGUAGCUGGUGUGGUUGGACUCACAAUGCCGCGAUAUUGUCUCUUUGGUGACACUGUCAACACGGCCUCACGUAUGGAAUCCACAGGACUUCCGUAUCGAGUCCACAUGAAUGUCAGCACAGUGAACAUCCUUCAAUCCUUGCAAGAGGGAUACCUGUUUGAAGUGAGGGGUAAAACAGAACUGAAGGGUAAAGGUGUGGAAGACACAUUUUGGUUGGUAGGAAAAGAAGGGUUCGAUAAACCUUUACCGACGCCGCCAGAUAUUGUACCGGGGGCCAGCAACCACGGAAUCAGCCUCGACGAGAUUCCUGAAAAGAGGCGAGAGAAGCUUGAGAAGGAGAGGGACAUAGUCCAAAAGCAGAAAAUGAUUUGA
This is a messenger RNA of Nanorana parkeri, 3249 nucleotides long. It is a transcript of the gene GUCY2D, whose product is annotated as guanylate cyclase 2D, retinal. Gene Ontology annotation, biological process: receptor guanylyl cyclase signaling pathway; protein phosphorylation; cGMP biosynthetic process. NCBI's taxonomy places the organism in Eukaryota, Metazoa, Chordata, Amphibia, Anura, Dicroglossidae. Bases 1 to 3249 code for a protein of 1082 amino acids. The transcript is spliced from 18 exons. The record is from RefSeq and is a predicted model, not a curated record. Gene Ontology annotation, molecular function: protein kinase activity; peptide receptor activity; guanylate cyclase activity.